CUUAGACUCGCCACGUGCCUCUAUCGGGGAAAGAUUGGAUUGAGUAAGCCACACUUCAUCCAUUACUCCAUCAUUGCCCUUCCCCCUUGGGCCUCUCUUUUGCAGCGUUUCCCCACCGGAUACAGGCUCUAACCCAGCUCACCCUAGUCAUUCCUUAUCGGAAUCUCGAUUUUCGGCCUCAUCCCCCCCCAAACGGCCGCCACACCGCAUCUCCCCGUUGACGUCUUCGGGGACGAACCCCGCAUCGCCCAGGACGCUCGAAGCAUACCCGCUUGGACUGGAACUCCACUCCGUCACUGGCGAGAGCCUCGGACCCUUACUCGUUGCCGUAUCGUCGCUCCGCCACAAUGGAUGGCAUCGGAGAAGCGCCCGAGGGGAUGGGCUUCGACAUGCCCAUCCUCAUGAAUCAGCAGCAGCAAUUUUUCGGUGCCUAUGGACCCGACGGGUCGCCGAUGGCCUCAGCUCACCAGAAUCUAGCUUUCCAGGAUGACCCGUCAAUGGGCGCGGGGGAGGACAGUAAUGACGCCAAGAGACGAAGAAUCGCGAGGGCCUGCGAUAUGUGCCGAAAAAAGAAAAUCAAGUGUGAUGGGAAAAUGCCCAAGUGCUCGCAUUGCAGCAACUACAAGACAGAUUGUAUAUUUACCCAGGUUGAGAAGAAACGGAAUCCGCCGAAAGGUGCCAAAUACAUUGAAGGGUUGGAAAAUCGGCUCGGAAGGAUGGAGUCGCUGCUUCGUCUCUCUGGUCUUUUGUCUGAGGACGAUGGCGGCAAGACCGAUUUGGGAACCCUGGAGAAACGCCUGGCCGAUCGAACUUUGGCAAAUGGUGCUCUAAAUGGCCCGAGUCCGAAUAAAUUCAACGCGCCCCAAUCCAAUACCCAAUCCCAACAGACUUCGUCGUCGCACCACUCGACCCCCCGUGUAGAUUCGCACUCUAGCCCACGCACAGCGGCUACGUCGCCGGAGUCUCAGAAGGAAUCGGAACCCGAGGUGGAGGGCUUGUCGGAUAUGAUGUGCUCCUUGGUUACGAACAAUUGCGGAGAAACGCGAUAUAUUGGGUCCUCUUCGGGCUUCUCGAUAUUCUCUCCCAAGGGCAUUCAGUGGGUGAACGAGAAGACGGGCGACACUUCGUUCCAGGACAUGAUCUCUUCUGCCUAUAUUGACGACAACAAGUGGAUGUAUUGGAAGCCGGAGAUUUUCAGCGACAUCUUUGCUCGUCGCGUGUUCAAGCCAUUGCCCCCUAAGGAAGAGGCCAUUUCGCUCUUCCGCGACUUCUUUUCCAACUUCAACUGUAUGUUCCCGCUCUUCCAUGAGCCGACCUUCAUGCACUUGGUGGAGCGCCAGUAUUCUCGGGAUCCGUAUGAGGGCUCCGGCUGGUGGGCUAGUAUCAAUGUGGUCCUGGCGAUCUCGCAUCGAAUCCGAGUUAUGAGUAAUCUGGUGCCCCAAGAAGAGGAUAAGAAGGCGUGGCUAUACUUGAAGAACGCCAUGGCAGUUUUGACCGAGCUUACGAUGCGCAAUACGGAUUUGCUCAGCGUUCAGGCGCUGCUGGGCAUGUCGCUCUUCUUGCAGGGAACACCCAACCCUCAGCCGUCCUUCUUCCUGGUUGCGGCGGCCAUCAGACUGUCCCACAGCAUCGGUCUCCACAAACGAGGCUCUGGAUUCGGCCUGAAUCCGGUGGAGGUGGAACAACGGAAAAGAGUGUUCUGGAUUGCCUACCUUCUGGAUAAGGAUAUCUGUCUCCGUUCUGGUCGUCCACCUGUUCAGGAUGAUGAUGACAUGAACGUGGAAUUACCAAGUGAUGACCCCCCAGAUAAUAUUGGCAACGUUCCAUUGUCGGACGGAAGCAAGUUCAACUUGUUCCGAUCCAUGUGUCGCUUCGCCAUCAUUGAGAGCCGGGUAUACAAGCGACUUUAUUCCGCCAAAGCAUCGAAACAGUCGGAUGGUGAGCUGUUGAACACCAUUGGAGAUCUCGACAAAGAUCUCGAAGAAUGGAAAGACAGCAUUCCGCUCGAAUUUCGACCCGAAAAUGAGAUCAAAACGACGUACACGCCCCUGAUCCUGCACGUUGUUGUUCUCCAUUUUGCCUACUAUAACUGCUUGACUACCAUCCACCGAAUGUCCGUCCAUCAUGGCUAUUGGACCAGCCGACUCUCCAACUACGCGAUUCAAGGUCUGAACGCGAGGCCGUUGAACCCGCGAGUGUUCUUGUCUGCCGUCCUCUGCGUAACUGCUGCGCGGGCAUCCAUCAAUCUAAUCAAAUACAUCCCGCAAGGCGACUUUGCCUGUGUCUGGUUGAUACUGUACUAUCCUGUCUCCUCGUUGGUUACCUUGUUUGCUAAUAUCCUGCAAAACCCCAACGACGCCCGGGCUCGCUCCGACGUCAAGUUGAUGAAUGUGGUCGUCAAUUUCCUGUCUACUCUUGUGUCCGACGAGUCGAAUGGAAGUGUCAAACGCAUGCUUUCUCUCUGUGGCGAAUUUGAGCGAAUCGCCCAGGUCGUCCUUGACAAAGCGGAGAGGGACUCGCACUCCAAGAAGAAGCGCAAGGCUGCUCCUGAUGAACCCAGGAAUGUGCAACGGCGCACGUCGGAAGAUAAUCAUUCCCCCACUACACCGGCUGGGAAGCCAGAUUCAGCACCCCGACCACCUCCAGCCGUUCCCACCGCAUCGCCAUCGUUCUCAAAUACUCAAAGCCAGCCCACGCCCAACGUGCCCAACGAGCCCCGGAACUUCACCCCAGGCCAGCCACUUCCUGGAGCCAAUGGAUUUACUUCGAACCUCCAGGAUAGCAUGCACGGGCUGUCCGGCCUUGGGCCCGACUUUGAAAUGCUCAGCCCGAAUAACUUGGAAGGCGUCAAUUUCGGCGACCAAACCGCCUUCACGGCUAGUCCUGAUACCCCGUUGGCACCCUUCCAACAGCCUUUCGUCCCGCAAGAUCUUUGGCAGAUGCCCAUGACCAUCGAAUGGGACUGGGCCGAUAUGUCGAACAACUUUCCAGUCUUUGGUGACACCGGCGCACCCCCACAUGGCUCGUAAUGAACAUUGAUUGGCGAUGGUGAACAUAUGGGGGAAAUUUCAGUUCAUAUUCUUUAGCGGAGUCCUCGGGGUUAUCAGCACAUACCUUUGUUUCUGUGAUAUAUUCUAAUCUUCUUCUGGCGUUUUCAAAAGUCCGGACACCAUCCAUCACGCCGCUCUACUUAUUCAUUCUUCCUUCCCUCUUUCUACAUAUUUCUUUUGACUUUUGUUGCCCGUGGUUCGAAGACCAAGUGUUUUGUUUGGCGUCGGUUGGCGAUAUACAUGGUGCGAUAUCAUGUGGACAUAGGUAGUCUGUCACUCUACUCUACCAGUAUAUGAAUGGAUGUACAUCAGAUACGGAGAGAUCAUAAUCUACUAACACAUCGAUUG
Molecule: messenger RNA, 3398 nt
Organism: Aspergillus ibericus CBS 121593
Lineage: Eukaryota; Fungi; Ascomycota; Eurotiomycetes; Eurotiales; Aspergillaceae
Gene: atrR
Product: transcription factor atrR
Exons: 7
Coding region: 348-3029 (893 amino acids)
Biological process (GO): DNA-templated transcription; regulation of DNA-templated transcription
Molecular function (GO): zinc ion binding; DNA binding; DNA-binding transcription factor activity, RNA polymerase II-specific
Source: RefSeq, a predicted model, not a curated record